Molecule: messenger RNA, 5036 nt
Organism: Micropterus salmoides (largemouth bass)
Lineage: Eukaryota; Metazoa; Chordata; Actinopteri; Centrarchiformes; Centrarchidae
Product: Golgi apparatus protein 1-like
Exons: 26
Coding region: 45-3512 (1155 amino acids)
Cellular component (GO): Golgi membrane
Molecular function (GO): fibroblast growth factor binding
Source: RefSeq, a predicted model, not a curated record
CGAGGGCUCGUGAACGCAGCAGUAGGCUGACUGGCUCCGUGAAGAUGGCGGACUGUAUACGUGUUCCUGUGCUCCUGCUUUUGAUGUGCAUCUUGUCGUCUGUGCAUCCAAUUCGAGGCGAAAACAAUAUUGUCGCCAAACUUGCUGCGAACGCACAGAAUCCAGCCGGAGGUCCUGGAGCGGCCGUGGCGAACCCGGGAGCCGCGGACAGGAACCUGGGCGCAGGGGCCUCGUUGACUCGGCGGCGCUCUGCCGGCUGGAAGUUGGCUGAGGAGGCGGUGUGCAGGGAGGACCUGACCCGGCUUUGCCCCAAACAUUCCUGGAACAACAACCUGGCGGUGCUGGAGUGUCUCCAGGACAAGAAGGAGGAAACUGAGAUCGCUGCAGAAUGCAACCAUCUGCUGUGGAACUACAAGCUGAACCUGACCACCGACCCGAAGUUUGAGUCUGUGGCCAUGGAGGUCUGCAAGACCACCAUCCCUGAGAUUAAAGAAUGUGCAGCGGAGGAGCCGGGGAAGGGCUACCUGGUGUCCUGCCUGGUGGAUCAUCGUGGCAACAUCAGCGACUACCAGUGCAACCAGUACAUCACCAAGAUGACCACCAUCGUCUUCAGCGACUUCCGGCUGAUCUGCGGCUUCAUGGAGAAGUGCCGCAGCGACAUCAACAAUCUGCACUGCGGCAGCAUCAGCACCGGAGAGAAGGACCUCCACUCUCAGGGCGAGGUGAUCGCCUGUCUGGAGAAAGGUCUAGUGCGGGAGGCCGAGGAGCAGCCGGGGGCGCAACCCAUCAAGGAAGAAUGCAAGAAGUCCAUCAUGAGAAUCGCCGAGCUCUCGUCGGACGACUUCCACCUGGACCGCUACCUCUACUUCUCCUGCCGCGAGGACCGAGAACGCUUCUGUGAAAACACUCUGGCCGGGGAGGGUCGAGUCUACAAAUGUCUCUUCAAUCACAAGUUUGAGGAGGCGAUGUCUGAGAGGUGCCGCGAGGCGUUGACCACCAGGCAGAAGCUGAUCGCUCAGGACUACAAGGUGAGCUACUCGCUGGCCAAAGCCUGCAAGUCAGACCUGAGGAAGUACCGCUGCAGCGCAGACGCCAACGUGCCCCGAGCCCGAGAAUCUCGCCUGUCCUACCUGCUGCUCUGUCUGGAGUCUGCUGUACACAGAGGUCGGGUGGUCAGCGGGGAGUGUCAGGGUGAGAUGAUGGACUACAGGCGAAUGCUGAUGGAGGAUUUCUCUCUGAGUCCGGAGAUCGUUCUUCACUGUCGGAGCGAGAUCGAGGGUCAGUGCUCCGGUCUGCACCGCAAAGGACGAACGCUGCACUGCCUGAUGCGGGUCGGCCGAGGAGACAUGGGAUCCAUCGACCCCAACUGUCAGAGGGCGCUCCAGACUCUGAUCCAGGAAGCCGACCCCGGAGCCGACUACCGCAUCGACCGAGCGCUCAACGAGGCCUGCGAGUCCGUCAUCCAGACUGCCUGCAAACACAUCCGCAACGGAGACCCCAUGAUCCUGUCAUGUCUGAUGGAGCAUCUGUACACUGAGAAGAUGGUGGAGGACUGUGAACACAGACUGCUGGAGCUGCAGUACUUUAUCGCCAGAGACUGGAAGUUGGAUCCCAUCUUGUAUAAGAAGUGUCAGGGCGACGCUGCCCGGCUCUGCCACACUCACGGCUGGAACGAGACGAACGAAAUGAUGCCGCCCGGCGCCAUUUUCUCCUGCCUGUACCGCCACGCCUACCGCUCUGUGGAGCAGGGACGGAGGCUCGGCAGUGGAGCGCCUGAUGCAGAAAACCGCGGUUUGACUCUCUCCAGAGACUGCAAGGUGGAGGUGCAGAGGAUUCUCCACCAGAGGGCGCAGGAUGUGAAGCUGGACCCUGAGCUCCAGCGGCGAUGUAUGACCGACCUGGGGAAGUGGUGCAGCGAGAAGACGGAGGCCGGACAGGAGCUGGAGUGUCUGCAGGAUCACCUGGAAGAUCUGGUGUCUGACUGCAGAGACGUGGUGGGAAACCUGACGGAGCUGGAGUCGGAGGAUAUUCAGAUCGAGGCGCUGCUCAUGCGAGCCUGUGAACCCGUCAUCCAGACCCACUGCCACGAGGUAGCUGAUAAUCAGAUCGACACUGGUGAUCUGAUGGAGUGUUUGGUUCAGAACAAACACCAGAAGGAGAUGAACGAGAAGUGCGCGGUGGGAGUGACGCACUUCCAGCUGAUUCAGGUCAAAGAUUUCCGUUUCUCCUACAAGUUCAAGACGGCCUGCAAAGAGGACGUCCUCAAACUGUGUCCCAAUAUCAAGAAGAAGGUGGACGUUGUGAUCUGCCUCAGCACCACGGUGAGGAACGACACCCUGCAGGACGCCAAGGAGCAGCGAGUGUCCGUCAAAUGUCGUAAACAGCUGCGGGUGGAGGAGGUGGAGAUGUCGGAGGACAUCCGCCUGGAGCCGGAGCUGUACGACUCCUGUAAGCAGGACAUCAACAGACUGUGUCAGAACGUGGCCUUCGGCAACGCGCAGGUGAUCGAGUGUCUGAAGGAGAACAAGCGUCAGCUGACUCAGCGUUGCCACCAGCGCAUCUUCAAGCUGCAGGAGGUCGAGAUGGUUGAUCCUGAACUGGACUACCAGCUGAUGAGAGUCUGCAAACACAUGAUCAGGCGGUUCUGUACGGAGUCCGAGGGAAAGAACGUUCUUCAGUGUCUGAAACAGAACAAGAACAGCGAGCUGAUGGAUCCUAAAUGCAAACAGAUGAUCACCAAGAGACAGAUCACCCAGAACACAGACUUCAGGCUGAACCCGGUGCUGAGGAAGGCCUGUAAAGCCGACAUCCCCAAGUUCUGUAAGCCCAUCCUGGACAAGGCGACGGCCGACAGCGAGCUGGAGGGUCAGGUCAUCUCCUGCCUCAAACUCAAAUACGCCGACCAGCGCUUGUCUACAGACUGUGAGGACCAGAUCCGGGUCAUCCUGCAGGAGUCGGCGCUCGACUACAGGCUGGACCCUCAGCUGCAGAUCCACUGCACACAAGAGAUUUCCAGGCUGUGUCCGGAGGAAGCAGCCGCUCAGGAGCAGACGGGGCAGGUGGAGGAGUGUCUAAAGAUUAACCUGCUGAAGAUCAAACAGGAAGCAUGUAAGAAGGAGGUGUUGAACAUGCUGAAGGAGAGCAAGGCGGACAUCUUCGUCGACCCCGUCCUCCACACAGCCUGCGCUCUGGACAUCAAACACCAAUGUGCAGCCAUCCCACCUGGCAAGGGGCGACAGAUGUCGUGCCUGAUGGAGGCGCUGCAGGACAAACGUGUUCGUCUGCAGCCAGAGUGCAAGAAGAGACUUCAGGAUCGCAUCGAAAUGUGGGGCUACGCUGCCAAGGUGGCUCCUGCUGAGGGUUUCUCAGACCUGGCCAUGCAGGUGAUGACAUCACCAUCCAAGAACUACAUCCUGACUGUGAUUGGCGCAGGCGUGUUGCUGCUCUUCCUGAUCGGGCUGCUCUGCGGCAGAUUCACCAAACGCGUCACUCAGGAGCUGAAGGACAGGUAGACUCCGCCCACUCUGGGGUCAGGACACACCCACAGGAGAAACGACCGCCGCUGAACAGAAUCGCCCCUCUCCUCCUUACGCCCACAAAAACUCCACUUACCCCACCCCCCCUUCAUUUACAAACACCCUCCAGACUUACAUUUCCCUCUCCCAUCACUGGAAUGACAUUACCCACAAUCCUGCAGGCGAAAGUGGGCUUGAUCAGUGACUCACCUGCUCUUGUGCUACAUGAGCCCCGCCCACUGUCGUCUCUUCCUCUUCAUCUUUAUCUGAGCUUCUAUACAGAGCGCCGGCUCCUGCGGCAGUUUUACCCUGCACUCACCUGAUGUAGGUUUUCCCCGCUCCCCCCUCUGCUGUGAGGGGGAGGGGUGGGGUGGGGGGUGUUAGGAUAUGGGGUCAGAGGUCAGGAUAUGGGGGCGAAGUGUAAAUGUGUAGAGAAUGGGACGGGAAAUGCUCGUGUAUAAAGCGGUUUAAUUACUCUAGUAUUUUAAUGACUACAGUGAGUGUGCGUGCUCGUCUUUCUACCACCAUAUUCUACUAUGUCCUCCCGCUAAAGGCUUUUGGGGAGGGUGUUUGGCUCUAUAAAUACAUAAAUAUAUCUUUGUUCUUUUUUUGUUGCUGAUGUGUGUAAGUUAGAUUUUAUCGCCAUAGGACUGCCAGGCGGGCGGUGCUAAGCAGCCAGCCCUCCACCGAGCCACAGAUGUGAAACAGAGAGAGAGACGUCACGAACAAGCCGGCUCGCUCGGAGCUCUUCAUACAACGGGACUUAUUUGUGGUUAUUUUUAUUUUUGAAACAGCAGACCUGGCAACCUCAGCCCUCCCCGCUGACGCAGUCCGUUUUUUUUUUUUUGGUUUGCUUUUCUCUUUAUUCCCCCCAGCCCAACGUGUGCCAUAAACGCACCACGUCCACCUGCUGCAGCUCCCAGUUUAGCCGAUUUCACCCGUCUGGUGAAAGCAGCUGGUCGGCGCCGGGCCGGGACACAGAGUCUGAUCCAGGACUGGGAGGAGCGGCCAGACCGGCGAGCUAACGGCGGCUGUGGGGAAAACGGCUGAGAGCAAUGCAGGAAAUAAAACCAACAGAAGAAAGAAAGGAAAAGAUUCUAGAUUAUAAAUGGAGAUGUGAACAUUUUUGUGUAAAGAUGAAACUGGAGUCACUGCACAUUUUUCGUUCUUUUUUUUAUAUCUAUAAAUAUAUAUAUAUUUUGUUUUGUCAUAGCCUUAUUUAUUUGUUUACUAACGAUCAAGUUUUUAUUUUCUAUGAUUUGAAUGUUCUCUGGUUGCCUUUUCUCCAGCGAGCGAGCGUCCCUUCUUCCUGCGUUGUGUGGGGGGGGUGGCGAAGGUGCGGCCUCCUCCGGGCAUCGACCCGCUGCAGCAGCUGCUAGAUGUUUGACGUGCGGCGGUGAACGCCUCUCUCGCCGGGCAGGGUGUGUCAGACCGCAGCGCGUUAUCAGUCAGCUUCGAUGAAGUCGAGCGGCAGUUGAAACACGACCUCCUGAAUCCUGAGUCGUGGAUCAGAUCGAUGAA